This is a messenger RNA of Sorghum bicolor (sorghum), 972 nucleotides long. RefSeq names its product splicing factor 3B subunit 6-like protein. Gene Ontology annotation, cellular component: U2 snRNP; catalytic step 2 spliceosome; precatalytic spliceosome. The transcript is spliced from 2 exons. Lineage: Eukaryota; Viridiplantae; Streptophyta; Magnoliopsida; Poales; Poaceae. Gene Ontology annotation, biological process: mRNA splicing, via spliceosome. The record is from RefSeq and is a predicted model, not a curated record. Gene Ontology annotation, molecular function: RNA binding. The coding region runs from base 112 to 504 and encodes 130 amino acids.
CUCCAAUAAGGCAAACGAAGACGCGAGAGAAAGAGGCGGCUACACGCAGCAAGCAAAGCACCCCCCAAAUCCCCAAUCCCCAAACCCUAGGCGAGCUUCGUCGCGGCGGCGAUGGCGGCGGCGGGCCUGCGGAAGGGGAACGCGCGCCUCCCUCCGGAGGUGAACCGGGUGCUGUACGUGCGGAACCUGCCGUUCAACAUCUCGAGCGAGGAGAUGUACGACAUCUUCGGCAAGUACGGCGCGAUCCGGCAGAUCCGGCUGGGCAACGCCAAGGACACGCGAGGCACCGCCUACGUUGUCUACGAGGACAUCUACGACGCCAAGAACGCCGUCGACCACCUCUCCGGCUUCAACGUCGCCAACCGCUACCUCAUCGUGCUCUACUACCAGCCAGCGAAGAUGUCCAAGAAGUCGGAUGUCAAGAAGAAGGAGGACGAGAUCACCAGGCUCCAGGAGAAGUACGGAAUAGGGUCCAAGACACCCGGCCCUGGCUCCAGCGACUGAGCGGCCAGGAUGAGUGACUGGAAAAUGUUCAGACGCCUUUGCAAGGUUUUGAGCCAAAAGUGUGUUUCUGUGCACUUAAUCAACUUCUGCGGAUAUCAUCAGUUGAGGGUUAGUCAGAAUUUGUAGAUUUCAUCAGUCCAGUGCAAAAAUGAUGAUUUUGUUGAUUAGUUCAUGGCGUCGCUUUUCAGUCAGCGAAGUAAAUUGUAGGGUGUAUUAUAAUUGAUGUAUUGGUCAUAUCAUUCAAUCCUGCUGAGUAGCUUUUGUUGUGGUGAUUAUGGAUCACUAUCAGGCGUCACUUAUCGAACAGUUUGCGUCACGUGUGAUGUGGAGUUAACAUUCACUGUUAUAUAUCUGUAAUUUUGUAAUACUCUAAGAUUGUGCUAUGGCAGUCGAUUAUAUAUCUGUAAUUUUGUAAUACUGUAAGAUUGUGCUAUGGCAAUCGAUGUGACUUCCUUACCGCUUUCAGAA